AUGUCUAAACCGGACGACAUUCCCGAGAUGGAGUAUCGCUUCUUGGGCCGCUCAGGUCUUCAAGUAUCAGCAAUUUCCCUCGGCGGAUGGCUGACGUAUGGUGGUCAUAUCGACAGAGAGCGCACUUCCGAAUGUAUGAAAGCUGCCUAUGACUGCGGUGUCAAUUUCUUUGACUGUGCCGAGGAGUAUUCCAAUGGAGAGUCUGAGAUUGUUAUGGGUGAGGCCAUUAAGAAAUAUGGCUGGAAACGAAAUGAUGUUGUAGUCUCAACAAAGAUCUACUGGGGAGGCGCUUUUGGAGAUAACCCCGUCAACAAUAAGGGUCUAUCGCGAAAGCACAUUAUUGAGGGGAUCAACGGCGCACUCAAACGCUUGGAUCUCGAGUAUGUCGAUCUCAUUUACGCUCACCGACCUGAUCGCCAAACCCCUAUGGAGGAGAUUGUUCGCGCGUUCAACCACAUUAUAGAUCAAGGAAAGGCUUUCUACUGGGGAACUUCGAUGUGGAAUGCCGAUGAAAUAGCACAAGCAUGGCGAUAUGCUGACAAGCUCGGUCUCAUAGGCCCCGUCAUGGAGCAGCCUGCUUACAACAUGCUUGACCGUGUAAAGGUCGAACAAGAAUAUGCUCAUUUGUAUCGUGAGGUUGGCCUUGGUCUGACUGUAUUCUCACCCAUGCGGCAGGGCAUCCUCUCAGGCAAAUACAGCGACGGCAUUCCAGAGGGCUCUCGUCUGGCCAAUGAAGAUAUCCAGUGGGUGAAUGGAUUCUGGAAACGCACCGGCAAAGAUACCUGGACUGGUAUCCUCGAGCAGGUCAAGCAGCUGAAGCCCAUCGCGGAGAGGCUGGGAGUUAAGCAGAGCCAGCUGGCUUUGGCCUGGGUUCUCAGCAAUAAGAAUGUCAGCUCUGCCAUAACGGGCGCAAGUAGCCCCCAGCAGGUGUAUGAGAACGUCAAAGCCGUGGCUGUGGUGGAUAAGUUGACUCCAGAGAUCCUGAAGGAGAUAGACGAUAUUCUCAACAACAAGCCGCCUGGAGUCAUGGAGCGAUUCUAA
Fusarium sp. VM40 is the source of this 1041-nucleotide messenger RNA. Lineage: Eukaryota; Fungi; Ascomycota; Sordariomycetes; Hypocreales; Nectriaceae. The record is from the annotation of a GenBank genome assembly.